AUGGAGGCAACAGUAGUGGUUGGGUUGGUUGUGGCUGUAGCCGUGGUGGCUUUGGUGUACGCCAUUCAUUCUGGACUUUUCCACAAAGUGAGGGUAACCACAGGUGCGCCCCCUAUCGGAAAGUUCCUGGGUGCGUACCGGGACUACCGAGGUCCGUACCGAGCGUCCGGUCAGACCUUCCGGGCGUUAGGCGCAGUUUGCCCCGACAGGAAAUGCUUCGGCAUCUGGUAUGAUGAUCCAGACACGGUCCCCCCAGAGAAGCUGCGAUGGAUUACAGGCGCUAUCGUGUCGGAGGGUGACGAGAAACCUGACCCGGAAACAGUCAAGGCUCUGCAGGACAAGGGCUACAAACUACAGGAAUUCCCUGCUGUUGCCCGUGCGGUCCGGACUUCCUACCCGUUCGUGAACACCCUUUCAAUCAUCCUAGCUGUGGGGAGGGUGUACGGAGCACUGGCCGACUACAUCAAGACCCGUGGCCUGGAGGCCGGUCCGUUUGUAGACGUGUAUGACCGCCCCAACACCGUGAGUCACUUCAUGGCGCCUCUGGAGUUACACGACAACUUCUACGUACCGGAGGUCAAGGGGUCUUCCUGAACAUUUUAGGCCCACCACAGAUAGAUGAUUCUUCUUAAGAUUUGCUCUUGUCUUUUUUGAAAGAUAUACAUUAAACAAUACAUGCAGAUUUUUCAUCAUUUUAGCCUGCUGGGUGCCAUCCUACUUGUAUGCCGGGGCUCCCAUACUCGCUCCCUAAGAACUAUUUGUUAGGAAGCGAGUAUGGGAGCCCCGGAAUACAAAUAGAAUGGCACUCCAUGAAUCCAAUAAGAUGGCUAUUUACUGUCAUUACUACACGCAUUUCUUUAGUCUAAUUUUGAAUAGUUGUUACAGGUUUGACUCUUUAACCUAGUAAGCUUAAUGUGGGAGCGCAAUUGUACGUAUUUUGGGUUCUAUUAUAAUUGUUUUCUCUCCUCGACAACAGCAGCACAGUAUAAGAGGCAGUUUAUAACUUUUAUUGUAAGAAAUGGUUUCCACGUAUGUUUGAUACAAAUGUUGCAAGAAUCUGUCCAUUAAAUUGCUACAUACUGACAACCAAUACUUUCUUACAAUCUGGAAUAAAGCUAUGGAUAAAAAAUCGGAUACUUGUUAUACUAGUGUCAUAGAAAAAUAAUUAAAACAUAUCGACAUUGCAUUCAAAGUCGGAGCACAUAUAUGUCAAAUGGCAGACAUUGUUCUUGUAUUCCUUUUGUAUUUCUUUAUAGUAACGAUGAUUAAGUAGUUAUACAAUUCACAAUUAAUGCGUGUAUCAGAAAUAUUCUGACAUUUCUUUUAAGAGAUAUUCUGAUAUUUCUUUCUUUUCCGUUCAGUCUGUUUAUCCUUUUAAGGUAUACAGCAUAUAUUUCCACCUUUAAUAUUCAUUUAUAGAGUGUCAACUUAAAAACUCACUCUUCCACAUAGAAUAUAAA
This is a messenger RNA of Branchiostoma belcheri (Belcher's lancelet), 1460 nucleotides long. RefSeq names its product testis-expressed sequence 264 protein-like. The transcript has 5 exons. Lineage: Eukaryota; Metazoa; Chordata; Leptocardii; Amphioxiformes; Branchiostomatidae. Gene Ontology annotation, biological process: protein-DNA covalent cross-linking repair; reticulophagy. Gene Ontology annotation, cellular component: replication fork; nucleus; autophagosome membrane. The record is from RefSeq and is a predicted model, not a curated record. The coding region runs from base 1 to 594 and encodes 197 amino acids.